Messenger RNA from Strongyloides ratti, 261 nucleotides. RefSeq lists its product as hypothetical. The transcript has 2 exons. The record is from RefSeq and is a predicted model, not a curated record. The coding region runs from base 1 to 261 and encodes 86 amino acids. Lineage: Eukaryota; Metazoa; Nematoda; Chromadorea; Rhabditida; Strongyloididae.
AUGUUUAAAAAAUUUGAUAUAUUUUCUUUAUUUUUUCUAUUACUCUUAAUUAUAUCUACAAUUGCCUUACCGUUAGAAAAUUAUGAAAAAUUUAAAAUAAAAAAAGUUAGGAUGGCAACAACAGAUAUGCCACAUCAACCAGCUGUUCCACCAAGUUUAGAAAAAGACAUAAUCCAUCCAACUCAAUCACUUCUAGAAAUUUCCAAAAAAUCUACAAUACCACCUCAUAAUAUUCAAACACAGCUUUUGUCAUUUGUUUAA